This is a messenger RNA of Mytilinidion resinicola, 579 nucleotides long. RefSeq lists its product as uncharacterized. The record is from RefSeq and is a predicted model, not a curated record. NCBI's taxonomy places the organism in Eukaryota, Fungi, Ascomycota, Dothideomycetes, Mytilinidiales, Mytilinidiaceae. The transcript has 4 exons. Bases 11 to 295 code for a protein of 94 amino acids.
AUGAAAGGGAAUGCGGAGGCAGCCGUCGACUCCGCACAAGAGCUCUUCGACCUCGCGCUGCUCGACCUUCCUCCAUCACCUUCUCACUCAUCUCGAAACGACUCGCCUAGUUAUCGAAGAUGAGAGCCAAGUGGAGAAAGAAGAGAGUUCGACGCCUCAAGCGAAAGAGGAGAAAGACGCGUGCUCGUUCCAAGUAAACGCCUCGCCCCUCAACCUCAGCAACCCCUCAGCCUCCCACACAACCAUAACGACACGACAAUCCAAAAUCGAAGUGCUAUCAACCGCCGACGUCUGAUCUCACCAACUCUUCUCUCAUCAAGUCACGUUCCGACAUCUGCUCGAGCAUUGGCAGCGUGUGGGGAGGUGGAACAAAUCAGAAGUCAUCGAUGCGGUAAAAUGGGCUAUGAAUGCACGGAAGGAGGAGUUUGGGGAAGCUGGUCAACCAUUCAUGUUGGGGAUGUCUUGCAAGGGUUUCUUGAACAUGGCGGAUGUGCUCUAACACCGGCAAGCUUCGUGCGAGCCUUUGAGUAGCUUCCUGCCAAUGAUCUGAAGUGGAUAUGCUAUACUUCAAUGAAUUGC